AUGUGUAAUUGGUACAUCGGCAUGUCGUUCAGCGCUUCCAACGAUUCUCUAAGGUCGUUGCAGUCGAAGAGGCAGAAGGAGAGGGCGACGAUGAGGUGGAGGAGUGAAGCAGGAGCUCCUUCAUACCUCUCAGCUUCACUGACUGAUGUAAACAACAAGUCCGACAGGAAGUCGAUUCAAAGAUGCGUCCAGACCAACGACGGCAGCACUCAGACCUGCGAAGCAUUGCUCGACAACUACAUCUCCGAGAGGUUCAAGGACUUGAACAAGGCAGGAGAUGCUUGUAACACUCAAACUGACCUCACCACCAAGGCAGAAACUAGCGGACCUCCUGUCCCAAGUCAACUCAAGUCGAUUCUCAAGUGCAGACCAGGAGCCCUUGAGGAGACUUUGGAUGAAGUCGACGCGUUCUUAGCGUCCUUGGAGAAAGACGUCUCCUCUGUAUCCGACGACGCGUUCUCUGGGGACGUCAGCCUGAUCUUGGACGAAAGCUGCGAAACAUGCGGAGCCAGCGGCGACGAAGCCUCGAGCAGCAUGUCGAAACCUCCAACAGCGAGCAAGAUAGAUGGCAGCUGCUCAUCGCACGUCAGGUCAAAGUCGAGGUCACCUGCCAGUAUCAAGAAGGAAAGCAGCAAGACUCUCCUCAACUCCACAGUCUCCUCUCGGGGCAAGACUUUGUCGAGCAAUGUCUGCCAGAGAUCAAAGGUUUGGACUCUCGGAAUGUCGCCAUGUGUGAGUGAAGAGUGGUUUCAAACACAGAAGAAGGACAAACAAGAAACGAAGACUGCUGACAGAAGGCAGAAGAGCGUCAAAUGGAAUCAGGAAAUUGUGAAAGUACUCGAGUACUCCGCUGGAACUGAUAGCCCUUCAAACAAGUCUAUGAGGCAGAGCAGGCAGAGCUUUAUCCGAAGUCUCCUGCAAGCUCCCAUCAAAAGAUGCAGCAAGAACGUCAUAGAAGAAGCAGACAAGGGAGAGUCUGACCAAGAAUCUGCUCGCCCUGGCUCAGACGUCAACAACGCGGGGGACAAGCUGAAGAUGCCGAGCAAGAACAUGCUCAAUACGACAAUGAAGAUCCCCUUGACCUCCAUGAAGCUGCCCUUAGACGACAUGGCCGAGGCCACUGUGAUGGGGUUGAACGAGGAGGCAGCGGCAGAGGACCAGGGCAUGUCCAGCGAGGUUUACGAGGGCCUCCAACUGACCCCAUCGAGCUGCGAGGGAGAACAAAGUUUCUUGUGCUCCAGCAGCGACGAACGAUCGUUGCUCCCGCAAGGGAAUAAGAACCUUUCUCAGACCGAGAGGCCGGCCAAGGGCCCGUCGGAGCCGCAGGAUCUCACGGGCCUCUGCCUGUGGCUGACUCUCCGAGCCGCCAUGCAGCUCUCAGUGCAAAAGCGCUAG
This is a messenger RNA of Guillardia theta CCMP2712, 1395 nucleotides long. RefSeq lists its product as hypothetical. The transcript is spliced from 6 exons. The record is from RefSeq and is a predicted model, not a curated record. NCBI's taxonomy places the organism in Eukaryota, Cryptophyceae, Pyrenomonadales, Geminigeraceae. The coding region runs from base 1 to 1395 and encodes 464 amino acids.